This is a messenger RNA of Phymastichus coffea, 3838 nucleotides long. It is a transcript of the gene brun, whose product is annotated as protein brunelleschi. The transcript has 13 exons. Gene Ontology annotation, cellular component: trans-Golgi network. The record is from RefSeq and is a predicted model, not a curated record. Bases 216 to 3782 code for a protein of 1188 amino acids. NCBI's taxonomy places the organism in Eukaryota, Metazoa, Arthropoda, Insecta, Hymenoptera, Eulophidae.
GUUAAAUUUUUGAAAACAUAUCUGUUACGCGCGUCUGCAAAAUAUAUAUGUAUGAGUGCGUAUAGUACAACUAUUUUUCUCAAAAUGGCUGUCAACUUUUGUUUACUGCUCGUCAGCUGAGUUUAAUACUGAUUUUUUUAUUACGGAAUUUACGGAGAAAACAAUUAGUCAUAAAUAGAUGGAAUUUCAAACGGAUGGUGUGAAGGAAAAAAUAAAUGCGCUCAGCACUAAGUGUCAUAUUGUCGAGUCCAGUGCCCGACAAUAAAAUGUCUCAUCCAGAUUAUGAGCAAACGGCUCAUGAUCACGCAACGAUAUUAAUAUUACUUAAACCAAUAGGCACGCAAAUCAAGCAGAAGACUGUGACUCGAGUGUGUGAAAGAAUUAUCAAAUGUGGAAGCAGAUUCUCUGUGGUUGAUUCGACAAAUAACACUCGUGAGAUACUUGCUAGGUUUGUUAAAGAUCAUCCUGUAGAAAAUAAUGAUUGGGGAGAUUUUCAGACUCAUAGAAGAUUAAUAGGACUCAUAACAUUUGGAAAAUAUGAUAAUCAGACUGAAUUGAAUGAACUUUGUAGACUACAUGAAACCCUCAAAGUUAAGUACACUCAAACAUUGUAUGAUUCAAGAGCCAUUUUAUUGGGACCAGUAGCAUCAGAAAACGUGAAUGAACCUCCACAAUCUUUCACUACACCCCAUAACUUUAAAACAGUGGGAAUUUUUUAUAGUGAUGAGUCAUGUCCAGAUUUAGAAUCUCAAAUGAUGCAAUGUUUUCAUUCACUUUUCUAUAUUUUGGAGUCAAAGAGAUUAGAGCGUUCCAGAGAAAAGAUUGAGAAAGUUGCUUUACUACAAGCACCAUUUGAAAAGAAAGAUUUCAUAGGCUUAGAUUUAGAAUCAAGAAAUAAUCGUAAAAGAUGUGUUGGCAGAGCAACAAAACAUCUAGGAGAUUUGUGUUUUCAAGCUGGUCUGCUUGGUGAUGCUCUGAAUUAUUAUAAUAGUGCAGCAGCAACAUUACAAGCAGUCAACGAUUGGCUAUGGCUUGGAGCAGCUUAUGAAGGACUUUGUGCUGUCUCUGCUUUAAUUUUAUACCCAAACAUGUGCAGAAGUCUACCUCUACAAAGAAAUUCGUCUCUACAAGAAGGUAGUCCAGGAAAACAAAGGCGAGGCUCGCAAGCACCUACUGUUUUACCAGCACCGCCGACAAUUGAAGCCGUAAAAGCUACAAUGCCAUACAUUUUACCGCCAGAAGAAAUAUGCAAAAAAUACCGCGAAGCAAUUGUACACUACAGUAAAUAUCAAAACGCUGGUAUUAUUGAGACUGAGGCAAGCUUUAAAGCUACUAGAAUUUCUAUUGAACAGAAUUUAACAUUGCAAGCAGCUUCAUUUCUAAACAACGCAUUGUUUAAUAAUAUGACUAUGAAUGAGCAAGAAAAGAUUGAUCGCUUUACUACAUUGUCCGAAUUAUACGCCUCAUUUGGCUAUUCGCGGAAAUCUUCUUUCUGCUUAAGAUACGCUGCUUCGAGGUAUGUUUCACAGUACAAUCCAAAUCCCGACUGGCAGCAAUGUUACAACUUGCUUUUACAAGCUACAGCUGGAUUCAAGUUAUCUUUAGAUCCAGUGGAAAUGACACUUGAAAACAGAAAAGGCUGGCCAUCCAUUCAAAUUCAUUUAUUAAACGAGUUAGUAACAGCGGCUAAUCGUAUGGGUAAUCCAUCGUUAGCAACGAGACAUCUUACCUUUCUUCUACAGACAAUGUACAACUAUCUCACUCCAACUGAAAGAAAAGAUGCAGCAUUUCAACUGCAAGCUGUAUCUCAGCAAAGUGAAGGUGCACCUGUUCCUCUCGUACUUGAUUCCGGUACAGUAAUUCCUCCAGCCAAUUUAACAAAUAUUCCUCGAACGAAGUCGUUCACCCUAAAAAAUUUGCAACCACAUUUGCAACCUCAAAAAAUUAAGCGUGUAAAGGAAGACCAUGGUCCAUUUCUAUUUACACCGAUAAAUUUCGGCUCUUUAGAGCGUAAAAAUCCAUCCAAAAGUAAAGUUGACUACUUGUGGGUAGAUGGUGAUAUAUGCGAAGUAUCAAUGCAACUGAUAAACCCGUUGCCUUUCGAGCUUCACGUCUCAAACAUGAGGCUAUUGACCAAUGGAGUUGUUUUCGAGUCUAUACCCGAAAGUAUUACACUACCUGCAGAAUCGAGUACCAUUGCUGUUACAUUAGCUGGCACACCGAGGGAAGUUGGUGAUCUAGAAAUUUUGGGAUUUAGUACACAUACACUCGGAGUAAAAUCUAACUGCAGGUUAAGACAUAUGGAAAAUAUGCCUCAUCCUUCUUACACUGUUGAAGUUGUACCUGCGUUACCAAGAAUAAACGUGGAGACGAGUCUUCCGAGAACAACAAGUUUUAGUUCGGGAGAGAACAUCGUAACUAGUGCCAGCAUUUCUCUGUACGGAGGAGAAAAUGCUGAAUGUACUAUAACAAUAACAAACGUCAGCCAAGUACCUAUCGAGAUGGUAGAAAUUUCAGUGCAAUCAACAUUAGACAAUCUCACAGAAGCCAAAGUAUUCACAUGGAGCGAUGAGAAUUUGCAAGCUCAGUUACCCUUGCAACCUCAAGCUAGUGCCUGUAUUACUUUGUACAUGUACGCUGCUAUAGAUUUUGUUGUACCACACUCGCAACAUGAAAUUUCAAGCACAUACCUCAGUCAACCAAACAGCUUGAUGUCGCACUCAGGUCCAAGCUCUCUACCAUCACGACUAAGUUCCCCGUCGCACUACACCAAAAGACAUACCGAGUUAACAUCAUCUUUUCGUUCAGGUACGAGUUCAAACUCGUCGAAUUCCAUGAGUAGUGCGCGAUUGUCCAAACUUGCGAUGCCAUUGCAUGCAUCUAAUAUCGUCGAAGGUCAAUUGAAAAUUAAAUACUCUGGUAGUGCUGGCUUGACUGCUGGAUACUGUAGAGUCUCGUCAGUGUUUAUCACGAUAGAGAUGUUGCCUAGUGUUCAGAUUACUAGUUGGGAUGUCUUACCGGCGGAAACACCUACGCAAUUUUAUUUAGUAUUAGACGUAACAAAUAUGACAAAUCACGAAAUGGAAUUACACUAUACGCAAAGUAAAUGCAUUUAUAUGGAGGGUCGAGAGUCUUGUAGAAUUCCUAUUCCGGUUGAUCGCUGCCCUUUGAAUAAAUUGGUAAUAAUAACUAAUGGACCAGGGAACAAUGAUGACUUACAAAAAAUUUGUGCAGAUCAUAUAGCAUCACUAGCUGAACUAAAGUGGCGCCUGUUAGGUACUGAAUCCAAAGGAAAGGCUACCUUGUCAGGUAUAACUUUGACGCAGGAUAUGUUAGAUUUAGUAAGGAUGAGCCCGUUACAAUGGGAGGUCACAAUAAACGACACACUUUUCAAAGCUCAGGAUGAAGUCACGUGUAAUUUAGGAGAAUGUGUUAACGUUGGUGUUGCCGUUUCAAAUGCUUUAGAAAAUCCUUUGAGAAAUUUAAUGUUGUCUAUCAAUUUGUACCAAGACCAUCAUAAUGGUGUUAAUAAUUACAGAUUAGAUACUAGAGUUUCAAUUGCAGGAGCUAAUAAAGUUAUGCUUCCAACAUUACAAGAAUCCGGACGUGCCUAUCACGAGUGUCGCGUAGUUUUUCUUACUGCUGGGCAGUACAAAAUUGAUAUUCAGUGCAGCAGUCGCGAAUCAUCGGUCGAUUCGACAGCAGCUUAUUCGGAAUUGGCUAAUGCUGGUCACACAUGGCGUUAUAUACCACCAGUUGAAAUAAGAGUGGAGGAUUAUUGAUUAUGUUGUUUAUUGCUUAUUUAUAUUACUAUAUUUAUUUAUUAGUAUUUUGAAAA